AUGAAGGGCCUCUUGCUGUGCGCGCUCGCACUUGCCUUUGCUGCGGUUACCACCCACGCCCAGCUGCAGUCCUGCCCGACACGUUGCGGCAAGCAGGCCGACGGCAUGGAGUGCCCCAACAACCUCUGCUGCAGCAAGGAUGGGUACUGCGGCCUGGGCGUCGACUACUGCAGCACUGGCGCCGGCUGCCAGAGCGGCGCCUGCUAUGACAACAAGAUCUGCGGCGCGCAGGCCAAUGGCACACUGUGCCCUAACAACCACUGUUGUGGCUCGGGUGGUCGCUGCGACCACGGUAGUGAAUACUGCAGCAAUGGCUGCCAGAACGGUCCUUGCUGGGCUAAUCUCAAGUGUGGCCACCUGGACAAUGCCAGUAUGGUUACUGUGGCCUGGGACCGGAGUUCUGUGGUACUGGCUGCCAAAACGGCGCUUGCAGCACGGACAAGCCGUGUGGCAACAAGGCUAAUGGUGCAGCAUGCACCAACAACUAUUGUUGCAGCCUGUAUGGGUCUUGUGGGCUUGGCAAGGAUUACUGUGGUACGGGCUGCCAGAGCGGCGCAUGCAACUAGUGUUACUGUGGUCGAACUCGAUGAGCCCACCGAGUACGACAUCCUAUGGAAGUGCACGGCUAAUGGGCAAUACUCGACGGCAUCCGCAUACAAGGCGCAAUUUCUACGAAUGGUUCUCUCACCCAUACAUAGAAUGGUUUGGAAGGCUUGGGCUCCUCCAAAAGUCAAGUUCUUUGCUUGGUUGGCUCUACAAGAUAGAAUUUGGACCGCUGAUAGAUUGGUGAAGCGUGGAUGA
Messenger RNA from Triticum aestivum (bread wheat), 801 nucleotides. RefSeq lists its product as uncharacterized. Gene Ontology annotation, molecular function: chitin binding. The transcript is spliced from 3 exons. The coding region runs from base 1 to 801 and encodes 266 amino acids. The record is from RefSeq and is a predicted model, not a curated record. Lineage: Eukaryota; Viridiplantae; Streptophyta; Magnoliopsida; Poales; Poaceae.